Spodoptera frugiperda (fall armyworm) is the source of this 3675-nucleotide messenger RNA. Its product is annotated as prostamide/prostaglandin F synthase. NCBI's taxonomy places the organism in Eukaryota, Metazoa, Arthropoda, Insecta, Lepidoptera, Noctuidae. The record is from RefSeq and is a predicted model, not a curated record. The transcript is spliced from 7 exons. Bases 109 to 726 code for a protein of 205 amino acids.
UUUUUCGUAUUUCAUUCAUGUUGUUCACUUCGCUGGGUUCGGAACAAUUUUGAGUUUUGGUGAAAUUAAAGUUUGAAUUUGAAACAGAAACAAAACAAUAAAACGAAAAUGACUACGGAUAUCACACAGAUUGGAUCGCAAAAAGUUAAAAGCGUCACCAGCGGUGAGACAGUAGAGUUGAAAACCUUCUGGGAGAACCAGAAUGUUGCUAUCAUAUUCUUCAGACGCUGGGGAUGCAUGCUUUGCCGAUUAUGGGCUAAAGAGCUGAGUGAAAUUGCUCCAGUGUUGAACAAGCACAAUGUGAAGCUGAUCGGUAUCGGCGUGGAGGAGGCCGGCUCUAAGGACUUCGUCAACGGGAAAUAUUUUGACGGAGAUCUCUACUACGUGGACAACAUAUCAACAUACCAGCUUCUCGGUUUCAAAAGAUUCAACGUGGUGACCAUAAUCACGUCGCUUUUCUGGAAACAGUCUAGGGAUGCCAUUUUCAAAGGACGUGGCAUGGGCUUGGGAGGUGAUUUAAAGGGGGAUUGGGUGCAAACCGGAGGCGCUGUGCUUGUCCAAAAGGGUGGGAAUCUUCUACGUCAUUUUACGCAGAGUGGACCCGGUGAUCAUUUGUCUAAUAAGGAUAUUUUGAAGCACUUCGGGCUUGAGAACGAGUAUAAUCCAGAAACAAUGGCCAAUAAGAAACCGGAGGAAAAGGAAUGCACUACAGAAGCGCAGCCCUAAACACUGGUUAGUUGCCCUACAAGAGCAUUCGCUGGCCCCCAUACACACAAUAUGGACGGAGCGGCGAUGUAAACGAAGCUGGGUGUAGUUUACAAUCCAUUGACAAUUUUCUAUGACUCUACUUUAUUAUGAGACUGAUGUAACCCGCAAUGGAUGGCGGGCAAGCGAAAUUGUAAGUUAUUACUUGUAUUCAAGGCCGUGAAUUGCGUGCCUUAGUAUAGUGAGUAACGGGUAUGCGAAAUUGUUCGUUGUACCUGAGAUUUUAAGGUUGAGACUUCUUUGGUCUUAUACGAGACUGGUAGAAACUGUAUUGAGUUGUGGGCAAGCCAAAUUGUUGGUUAUUGCUCAAAGACUAAGGCUUAGAAUUGCUUGUCGUGGCAAGCUUGGAUAAUUUCAUGUAUUUGUCAGUUUUUUCGAGAUAAAAUGCACUUUAAAAUGUAAGAUGGUUAGUCCAAAUUACAUUGUAACUUUUAUUUACAAAUGAUAGUCUUUUAAAAUGUGAUUUGGACCUUAAAACGUAGUCUAUAAAGUCGUGAAUGGAUUGUGUUCUACAAAAGGACUGAAUAUUUUAAAUAAUUGUUGUAUUUAAUUAUUAAAAAAAUAUUCCGGGUGUAUGGUGUCUUAUCGUAUUGCACUGUAAUUGCAUUUUAUUAUCAUUAAACUUAUUAAAACAUUGUAAACUUUAUAAAGUUAAAAAUUGUUAUCGAUUUCGAUUCAGACAAUUGAGAUUUGUAAUGCGAUGGAAAAGCAACCUUUUCUUAACGGUGUAGGUUUCAAUAUCGGGUAAAGAAUUAUUGAGAUUUUUAUAAUAACUAACGACACGCAGCCUACAGUAGGUUGUGUGACGUCGCCGCGUAUGCACGCACGCUCAUGAUGAAGAGUCCCUCUGUGAUUCGAAACUAGUAGAGCGGGUUUCCAUUAAUUUACAUGCGAAAAUCGUGAUUUUUUAUUCAUUGUCAGUAGUCAGCACGGAGUCUGGAAUUGUGCCCAGUAUAUGGCAAUAGGUUCACCACCUAUUUAUUACAUGGGACUUAUAACUGGGGGAAAGGGGGUGUUAUAUUUAAUUUGAACACUUCUGCUUACACUCUCAAAAGACGUAAUGAUAAGUCUUAUAAACGCUGUAUAAAACACCUUACUACUUCUAACAUUCGGAUCUAAUCCCAUCAAUUCUCAAUUGUCUGAAAUCCAUAUGAAAAAUAUAUUUUAAAAACAUAUCACUAAACGCCAUCUCUGUUUUCAAAAUUAAAUUAAUGUUCAAUGUUUCAGCUUAUAUAUCCACACACAUAAAUGUGAAUUUUUAAGAUACUAAGUGGCAUACCUUGUCAUAUUAUUAUUUUCUAUAAUUUUAAUUUUUAUUAUUAUAUUUUUAAUGGUUUAUUUUUUAUUAAUUUGUCUAAUUAUCUUAUUACGAGUCAACCGCACAAAAUAAUCUUUUAAAUAAGGGUCUGAAGAAGAGGAAUUGUCCAUGGGAUACUUUGACAGCCGAAAUUAAUAAAAAAUUACGGAUUUCAAUGCAAGAUCCGAUUUCAUUCGAAAAUCCGAUUUUAAUCCACAAUCCGAUUUCAAUCCAAAAUCCGAUGCCAACCCAAAGUCCGAUUUCAAUCCAAAAACCGAUAUCAAUUCAAAAUCCGAUUUCAAUACCAAUUCGAUUUCCAUAUAAAAUCCGAUUUCAAUCCAAAAUCAGAUUUCAAUUCCUAGUUCCAUAAAAGGCGACGUACUUGUAAAUCCUUUGGUGUUGUGGGUGUCCCUUGUCACUUGGCUUAAGGUUCAUAAUUGCACAAGCAAUGGUUUUAUCACAAACUGCUUUAUACACCUCUAUGUCCUGGCAAUAAGGUAUAUUUUCGCGUCUAUUUUUGUGUGGUUGAUUGUGUCUUUCGAUAAUAGUGUUAAGGUUUUUUUAUUCUAUUAUAUUUGUCAUUUUGAUGACGUUAUUUUUAAUUGGCUUGAACAAUUUAUAAGACUGCGAAUUGAUUCCAAACUUUUAUCUAAUGAGGCUAAAGUUAUUGUUGCAUUGUAAAUUUCCAUCGAUUCAUAUACAAUUAUACAUUCUUGAUUGUAAUGUGCAACUUUAUUUUCUAACACGUUAUGACGCUUAUCAACAGCCCUUAGCAUAGGCUCAGUGUUAGCAUUUGGCUACAGAGCCAAAUGCCAAUGCCAAAACUUAAUUAUAUGGGGUUAACGUAAAUUACUAACACGCCUUAAAUUCCUAACCCCUAAAAGGUAUUAAAUUCUGUGUGAACAGCUCCAUAUAUCUUGACCACAGAAGAGUUGUAUAAUGUACAAUAUGUGGACAUGCGGCGCGGCUGUUGCAAAGCCAUGUUUGUAAAGAGUGUUCAAAUUAACACAGAGAUAAAUGCAUUUUUUUUACUAUUGGGACUAUUUCGCUCACUUUUUUUUUAAACCUUGUCCCAGAUUAGCAUUUUUUCCUAUGACGUGGGUGCAAACAUACAAGUUCACGGACUCUCAUAUGUCCGUCAUCACUCAUCACCCAGACUCGUAACAACAAUUUAUGGAUCACACAUAGAGUUGUUCCGUGCUGGAAUUUAACCCGCUGAACGUUGCGCGGCAGCCGGUUGUCCAGUCAACGCACCAACCGUGCAGUGACUUUUCGUAUAUUUUCAGUCAAGAUGAUAACAAAUAUGUGGUUUAAAUUAAGUCAUAAGAGUUUCUCAAUACGGUAUAAGGUCAAAUAAAAUGAGCGCAAUGUUUUGAAUCUGUAUGUAUAUGAAUCGAUAGAGAAAUGCUAACUUAAAAUGAAUUGGUAUACUUGAAAUUAUACUUAAAUUAGUUGUAUGUUCUUCCAGAGUUUAUAGAGGUUUUUAAAUUUGUAAAAUAAUAUAUUUUAAGAUAUUUUUGCGUAGUGUAUUUGUUUAGAGUUUGACUGUUUUUAUUUUUCUCUUUGUAUUUUAUGGUGUACGCUCUUAGCGUUAAUAAAUGUUUAUACGUAUA